Molecule: messenger RNA, 976 nt
Organism: Arabidopsis lyrata subsp. lyrata
Lineage: Eukaryota; Viridiplantae; Streptophyta; Magnoliopsida; Brassicales; Brassicaceae
Exons: 2
Coding region: 326-976 (216 amino acids)
Molecular function (GO): DNA binding
Source: RefSeq, a predicted model, not a curated record
AAACUGUUGAGAGUUGGUAAAGUCUAAAGCUAGGUUGUGGACCUUGCUUGUAAUCUUAGACUACAAACUAGAUUGAAUCAUACCUAGGUGUGGGUGGUUAAUCUAGUGCUUUUGAGUGUGAAAAUAUGAAUGAAAAAGUGGAUUUCUAAAAUCGUUUCUAUGGUUGAAUAAAGAGAGAAAGUUGACUAACCUAAAAGAGAGUGAAAAUUACAACAAAAACUCAAAGGCUCAUAUCAUUCAUCAUCCAUCACAGAUUCUCAGAUUCUCAAAAUCGAUUCAAUAUAAUUUUCAUAGAGCCACAUUCAACAAAAACCAGAAAGUUGUAAUGGAGUCACGUGAUUCUUACGAUCUUAGAUCGAUAGAUUUGGAAUCUCAAAGAGUUAUUGAUUUUGCAAAUGCUGAACAUGAGCGACAGACGUUUAAUGGAGCUGAAGCAUCUAAAUCUCGAAGAAAGCCAUCCAUUGAGAUUGAAGAUGAUGAUGAUGUUGAUAGAGAAAAGUCACCACCACAAAAGAAGAGAAGUAAGUCUCAUGAAAGAUCUAAACCUAGUAGAAAGCCAUCCAUUGAGAUUGACGGUGAUGAUGUCGACAAAGAAACGUCACCACCACAGAAGAAGAGAAGGCAGUCUCGUGAUGAUAAUGAUGAAGAUGGUGAUGAUGAGGGUGAUGAUGAUGGUGACGAUGGAAAAUCAUCACCAAAGAAAAAGAGGAGGCAGUAUUCAGACGUGUGGGAACACUUUACCGUGAUUACUAAAAAAGAUAAAAAAGGGGAAAAAGAAGAAAGAGCAAUGUGCAAGCAUUGUAAGAACGAUUAUGCAUAUAAUCCAUACAAAAACGGUACAAAUUCAUACCGACGUCAUUUGGAGGUGUGUAAGCUUAGGAUUAGAAGUGGUGAUAUUGGUAAAAUGAUGAUCAAUUCAGAAGCGAGGUUGCAAGCUAGGAAGACUUUAAGUAUGAUUACUUUUAGUUUGGUUUGA